Paralichthys olivaceus (Japanese flounder) is the source of this 2105-nucleotide messenger RNA. It is a transcript of the gene mcfd2, whose product is annotated as multiple coagulation factor deficiency 2, ER cargo receptor complex subunit. NCBI's taxonomy places the organism in Eukaryota, Metazoa, Chordata, Actinopteri, Pleuronectiformes, Paralichthyidae. The record is from RefSeq and is a predicted model, not a curated record. Gene Ontology annotation, molecular function: calcium ion binding.
GGAACUACGGCAAGCGGCUGGGUCCCGAGGAGCUGUGACUCAUCGUCAUUAAAGCGAAGUAACGGUGUAGAGCCAGGUGGAGACUCACGGCAGCUCCAGUCCUCCUGUCUGUCUCUCUGUCUGUGUGUUCAGCAGUAUGAGUGUCAGGUCUGCUGUGCACAGUGGGGGCGUGCUCGUCCUCCUGUCCUGCUGUUUGCUGUGUGUUUAUUCUCAGGUGGAUCAGCAGCCGCCGCCUGUCGUAGUGAGUGCAGCUCACAUAACGGGCCACGGUCACGGUCGCCUGGACAAAAACAUGGUGCAGGACAAAGACCACAUCAUGGAGCAUCUGGAGGGAGUGAUAGACAAACCGGAGACGGACAUGACACCCCAGGAGCUUCAGCUUCACUAUUUCAAGAUGCACGACUACGAUGGAAACAACCUCCUGGACGGGCUGGAGUUAGCCACAGCGAUCACACAUGUACACAGAGAGGAGAGAGGGGAAGACAGCCAGCCAAUGAAAGAGGAGGACCUCAUCACGCUCAUUGAUGAUGUUCUGAGGGACGAUGACAAAAACAAUGACGGUUACAUCGAUUACGCAGAGUUUGCGAAAUCACUGGAGUAAACUGUCUCCAUGUUUCCUCAUGUCAACAACAACAGCAAAGGAUCUGCAGAGAGGGUGUACGUAAACAGAGAAGCUGCACCGCUACGUGGAAGACCUUCGUUCAAUCUGCUCUCUCUCUCACACGGGCAAUCAAUCAGGAUUAUUGGUAAUUUAUCAUAGUUUUUUGAUAUUUUCUGAGCUUCUGACAUGUUUUUUUUCUUAGUUGGAAAUCAGGAGCAAAUUAGUUCCUUUCAUACCAGUAAUUUAAUAAGCAACAAAAAGGUGGAACACGUAAUUCCACUUUUUUUGAAAUGCACUCUUGGUGUAUGCUUAUAAUUACAUUUAAAAGGGCCAGUUCACCCAGUAUCAGUAACAAAUAUUUAUUGGAUAAUCUUAUUGUUUUGUUGAUCUGACCCUUGUAUAGUAGCACUGUUGAGUGUCUACGUGUGUCCUUCUUUUCAGUGGUGCUACUUUAAAUUCACUUGUAGCAUCUAAACUGAAUGUCAUCACUUUAAAUGAAUGAGUUUUUUUUCCAAACUGUGUUGUGUAGAUGGCGGACUUAAACUGACGCGCACUCCCUGUUUGGUACUCAACAAAAUGGACCAAACGAUUCGUCUGUGAAUCAAUUUCAUUCGCUGUUUGUGAUGAGGAUGAUGAGGCGAACAGGUCGUUCCCGUGACAACAGAAAGUGGCCUUAAUCAGAUUUUCAGUGAUGAUGUGUGUGUUUGUAGAGUAGAAAACCCUGUUGAGAUGAUGAGCUGACUUUUUGGUGAGGAUCCUGUUAGAUGCAGAUCAACAUGGAUGUGAAGGUCUCCAGCAGACUGACACACUGUGUCGCAUCAGCACCUCACGUUGAAGUGGUUCUUCAUCAUCCUCCUGUCGUCGCUCAGCUAGAAGAUCCUCAACAAUGACCUGUUGUCAUAAAGUGAAUGUAAAUCAGCACGUUACUGUGACGUGCUGGUUCUUUAUCACUGGAUAAGCAAAGACUUGAAACACACUGGUCGAUGCUGCUCCCACAGCAGCUUUUUUAAACUUCACAAGUUUCCAGCUCUGUUGCCGAAGAUAUAAGCUGCCUUUAAAAUAUACUGUAACUACGAUUGUGCCCAUUUAACAUGCGCCUGUUGUGGCAUUUCUACAGAAAGUAGAUGGGUCUAAUUUCCAAACUAACAAGGAAUCAUCAUGUGACAGCAAGUUCAGUUUAAAAUACACGGGUGGGGGGGGGGUCCUGAAAACAGCUUGUAAAAAACAUUUCACAAGCAACACUGCAGUUCCCAUGAUCCUCAUAAAUCCACCUCCUCAAUCAGAUCAGUCAAAACUCAAAAGAGGGAAGAAUGGACAGAAACAUCUGUGAUUUCUUCAUCAGUCUAAUUUUCAUGAAGAUUCAUUCUAUAUUUUUGCCAUCCAGUGUUGAUUCUUCAAUCAUCAGGUUGUUGAAUGAAAAUAUUUAAAACCCAAAGUGAAAGCAUAACAGAUGCAACUGUGUUGUCUCUGGAAUGUGAAAUAUUAAAAAUUAUAUAUAAUCCAA